UACGUGCGCGCGCUUGUGUGUGUGUGUUUGCGCAAGGUCUGACGUCUCCUUGAGCAUGUUAUAAUACAGAUCAGCUGAGAUAUAUAAAAGCGAGAGCUUUUAGUUUCGUGGAUCGGCCUAAAGAGAAAAUCGCGGUUUCUAAACAUCCCAACAUACAGUUCUCCUCCGGUAUGGUCUUCAAGGGUGGUUCUGUGUCUCGGCCCAUGCGCACCCAGAUGCCUAGGCAGCGCUCCUUUCCUCUGCGCUGGCUGACGGUGUUGAUCGCGACUCUUCUCAUCCUGUCCACAAGCGCCACCUGUGCGCAGUGCACCACGGUCGAGCAAGAUCUGCAUAUCGUUCACAACGUCGACAACAGAAGCCCUGAGAUCGACCCGUUCUGGUAUGUGGGUCGCGGCGUGAGACCCAUUGGCCGCUUCGGGAAGCGCGAUAGUGACGCACCCUUGCAGCAAGCGCUCCUACUACUGCUGUUCAGCGCGCUCAGAAACACAGAGAGCGCGCGCAGCGGAGUCUCCUCCCCCAAAACGGACUAUUACUCAGAAGUGCACAAAUCCUAUACUUGAACACCUAUACUAACACCAGAAUUGUUAUUAUUACUAGACGGAAAAACAGCAACUAAUUAUACAUAAAGUAGCUUACUGAAGUACUAGUACUACACUGAACUUUAUUAUCAAAAGCAAAAGGAAACAUUCCAUGCAUAAACAAUCUACAUCACAUAAACGAAUUUAAAGGAAGCAUACAUGAAUAAGUAUGAUGCUGUCUAAAACUACAUAACUAUUUAUGAAAUGUGCAUUAGAUACAUGUCAUUGGGUUACAAGUAUUUAAAAUCGCAAUGAAGGUCAAUUAGUACUACAAAAGGUGGUACUAAAGGGGCUGCACAAUAUCUCUCUAUUAUAGGUUAUAAUUGAUCAUUUUGUCUCCUAAUGCCAUAUUUGAUUGAAUUUAUUUCUCAGUUGCUGUUUUUACUUACAAAUACAUUUAUGUACAUAUGCAUCAAUGCAAUCUAUAUUCUUACUUAAACACCUGGACUGACUUCAUUAUUUGGUUGUUAAAAAUGAACCCUUUAACUGUUUGAAGCAAAGAACCAUUCAGUGUGUAUGUCAGGUAU
This is a messenger RNA of Hemibagrus wyckioides, 1105 nucleotides long. It is a transcript of the gene prlh2, whose product is annotated as prolactin releasing hormone 2. Gene Ontology annotation, molecular function: hormone activity. The coding region runs from base 171 to 560 and encodes 129 amino acids. Lineage: Eukaryota; Metazoa; Chordata; Actinopteri; Siluriformes; Bagridae. The transcript is spliced from 3 exons. The record is from RefSeq and is a predicted model, not a curated record.